This is a messenger RNA of Chilo suppressalis (striped riceborer), 3701 nucleotides long. NCBI's taxonomy places the organism in Eukaryota, Metazoa, Arthropoda, Insecta, Lepidoptera, Crambidae. The record is from the annotation of a GenBank genome assembly.
UUAUUAAUCGUUUUUUUUAUUAUUUUAAUGUCGGUGUGACAUUCUAAUGUUUCUUGCAGUAUUUGGCACGAAAUGUAUUGAGUUAGCUUUUUCGCUAAGCUUCUGUGAGGUAGUCCUAUACCGUUCCUUUAUUUUUUACUUGACAUUGGCUGAACGUACACGUACAAAUCGUCUGUCCUUGCCACAAAAAAUGGUAGCGGUUUUGUUGACGGCCUAUUGGAUAAAUGAUAAAUUCAAAAAAAUCAAAUAAAAGUAGGUAUCUAUCUGUUUUAUUGCUAUGACAAGACCUAAUGCAGAUUGAUAAAAUGAUUUCACGAAAAGGACAAAAGGCAAUAAAUGAAGGAGUUGUCGGUAAAUAUAUAAAAAAGGAUACACCCCCUGACUUGCCCAUUAUAAAUGUGUGGACGACUGGACACAAUCGCAGACCACGAAGUCAACCGUUUGGUGCCAGUGAUGGUACAUCACAAAGUCAUGAAAACAAGUUUGGUAAAGCACAGACUAUGAGUGGACAUGCUGGUAAAUAUACUCCCAGUGAAUCAGUUCCAAAUUUAGCACACAGGUUUGCUUAUUUGUCAACUGGUAGCAGUGAUACAGCAAGUACUUCAAGCAAUUACAAUUCACAAUACCUCUUGGAUUCAAAUUUGGCAUCACAUUCAACACUUAAUGAAAUCGAUGACUCAUUCAGUAGACAAACUAGCUAUAGAUAUUAUAGGCAACAGCAGCAGGAAGAUCCUAUUUAUCAGAAUCAACAACAGGUCCAGCAACAAAAACAACAGCAGUAUGGAUCAAGAGAGCUGAGCAUGCCUAGAUUGUCUUCCAACCUCAGCCUAACACCCAGAUUACACCCUCCAUCUCCACAUACAAUCCGGUUACAUGCCUGCACAGAGACUUAUACAUCAGGCAGUCAAUCAUCACCAAUUUAUUCAAAUUAUGUCAACACAUCUGUUAUACCGUAUACUAGCAAGAGUCAUGGGAGCAAUAUUAUCUCAAACACCCAAGGUUCUGAAGAUUGUGAGUUACCCUUACCGCCCGGGUGGUCGGCUGACCGUACACUGCGCGGCCGCCGCUACUACAUGGAUCACAAUACUCAGACCACGCACUGGACGCAUCCGUUAGAGAGCGUGCCCCGCCCCUGGCAACGGGUCUCCACGCCCCAUCAUGGCGUCUAUUACUUCAACGAGAUAACUCAACAAACUACAUAUGCGCACCCUUGUCUAGUGGGUGGAUGCUACUUGGUCAGUCCGUAUGUGCCUACACUCGUGCCGCCAUAUUUGCUUGAGGAAAUUCCACAUUGGCUGAUUGUGUAUUCCAAGGCUGAUCAAGAACUCGACCAUAAACUGCGCUGGAACAUGUUCCGUCUGAGUGAACUAGACUGUUACUCUGACAUGUUGACGCGUUUGUACAAGCAAGAACUGCAGCUGAUCGUCAUGAAAUAUGAACAGUAUAGGUCAGCGUUGCUGCAAGAAAUAGAGAGGAGACGGCAAGCCUCGUUCCAUGCACACUAAUUCGAAAUAAUUCAUUAAUCAUUUGCCUUAUAAAGCUGUGAUCUUAAUGAUAAGAUUUUUUUAUGUCGGUAAUUAAAUUAUUAUGACUAUAAUAAAUUAGAGUCAUCAGACAAUAUUUUUAUAUUGGUAUUAAUAUAUGAACUAUGUUACUGUGAUUCGUUAUUAUUAAUAACAGAAAAGUAGUGUAUCAAAUAAUAAAUUGGACUUAUAUAAUGUAGUUGGAUUUUUUAUUUUAGUAUUGUCUUAAAAUCAGUUUUACAUUAGAAAUGUCUGUGUUUUUAACUGUGAUGGAAAUUAAAACAUUAUUAUAUCAAUUUCCCUAUAAGGGUGUUACCACACCAAUCGAUCGAUCGUCGAUCUAUGCAAUCGAUCGAUGGUAGAAUAGAUUAGUCGACGUCUAUCGAUAGUUUCUACCACACCAAAUGAUCGAUAAAUGCCAUCAAUCGAUGGUAGAAUGAAUUAGUCGACGCCUAUCGAUAGUUUCUACCAGACCAAUAAAUCAAUUGUUAGAAGGAGAUACCAUAUUUAGGAGAUUUUCAAUAUCACUGUUACUCAUUCGAAAAGCAUCCAAAAAACCACUGUUUAAAAUGUAAUUUGCAGAAUGUAAGCGAUCUUUGGGUUUAAAUAACAGUUGCAUCAUGAGUGUUCUGCGUUUGCGUCUCCGUAAUAAUAGUACGAGCAAAAUGGUACUGGCCAAAAACAACGCGUCCAAUUGUGAAUACAUUUCGAAACAAACUGAUGAAAUAUAGCCGGGGUCAAUCGAUCUACGUCGACCGAUGACAUCGAUCGAUUGGUGUGUUAACACCCUAACAUAUUUUUUUCUUAAGUAGGUUUUUCUUAGAAAAACCUAAAGCAGUUUCAUCACAUCCAAGAAAAAUUGAUCCAUAAUAUAGACCAAUACAAAGUAAAACUAAACUUCCGAAUGCAAAAAGGAAGAAACAGUAGAGUAAUAUAGGAUUUCAAUAAUAAUUGUUGAUGUACUUCCACACUAUUAUUUAUUCAGCACCCUUUCAAAUAAAAUGCUAUGGAAAGAAAGCUCUUGAAAAUGAGGGAUUUGGUGACAUAUGCUACUGGAAGACUGAAAUUUCCUACUACCAGUUGCCACUGAGUAGGAAGGAACCCAGGGGCAAGAGGCAAAAUUUUUAUUUUACAAUUAUUGCAUAUCUAAAUAUUGAUUAGUGCUCUAGUAAUAAUAAAACUACUUUUAAAAGACAUUAACAUUUUAUUUAAAAUUACAAAUUAUAACUAAGCAUAAUAAAUUCCAUUUGAUCUACACUUUAGUGUAGAUAUUAAAGAAAGUCAACAAACACCCUGUUUGAUGAGUUUCAUAUUAUAUUCUCUUCUGUUGGCAUUGUUGGAUAGGUUGCAGCAUAAUUUACAAAUUUUUUUCCUAGAUACAGAUGUUUAGUUAACAUUUUAAGACUUCAGUUCUUCACUAUCUUGCUUUAUUUGCUGUUCACCUUCUUCAACUGUUACAGGUUUACCAUCAACAAUGUCAUAUUCUCCAACUUUUGAAAUCCCUUUUAUCCUGACAACUUUCGCAUUAGGUAUACCAAGGGUAUUUGCCCAUGCCAGACCUGAAAACCAAAUUGGUAUUAUUUCCCGGAACAGUGUAUAGUUUCUGACCGAUUUAAAAAAAACUAAAGCUAACAUAGAUGAUGUGGUGGGCGGGCAGUAGUGUAGUAUAUUAUAUAAUAAAUAAACUUUAAAACAUUUCAAAUAGGUGGCAAACAAUAUUUGCAUUGAGUUUCAACCAGAUACCUGGAGCCAUAGCCCGUUCUUCGUCUGUCUUCAGACCAUAAUAAUGAGCCCAAUCUGCUUUGCCAUUAUAUACGCUGUAUAAAACUAAACCAAAUGCAUUCCAAGCUAAUAGUCCAUAAGCUAAACUUAGACGCCGUUUCCAAAUAAUUGCUUUAGUUUCUGGAAUAGGUUUAGUUCUACGGCGAAUGAACUGGUGCCACCAUUUAUGAAUCAUUAGGACUUUUAAGACUUCUGUAGUGUUACAAUACGGUUAUAUAACCUUCUAUGAUCCGAAUAUUUAUUAUAUAAAAGUAUUAUAUUCCUAGUUAUUAAAACAACACCAAUUAAAUUUGUCAACUUAUAAAAGCGGCUGUGUAUUGUUAUUUUUUUUAUUUUAAAAUUAAUGAAUUGAAACCAAACAAACAAAUAUAACCUCACUUUAUUUAUAGCAGCUCU